AUGCCGGAUGAAGUGAUGCGAGGAGGGUUUCGGUACAUGACUGCUUUCCUCGUCACGAACACGGGCACCUACGUCAACAUCACGGAUGUGCAGCUUGAAAUCAGUUUCCAACCUACAUGGUCGAAUCUGAGAGCAUAUCAGGGGUAUUUCCAUUGUAACGACGAGCUGCUGAAUAGGAUAUGGUAUGCAGGCGCCUACACGCUCCAAACCAACGCCGUACCAUCCAACACCGGCCGCUGGGUUCCCAUGCUCGCCAACGGCUGGGCCAACAAUGGUACUUUGGGACCAGGAGAGACCAUCAUCGUCGAUGGCGCAAAGCGCGAUCGCGCCGUCUGGCCAGGCGACAUGGGCAUUGCCGUGCCUUCAACUUUUGUCAGCACUGGAGAUCUCGAGAGCGUGAAGAAUGCAUUGCAAGUCAUGUUUGACUACCAGAAUCCAGAUGGCUCGUUCCCGGAAGCUGGACCGCCGUUGUUGCAGCAGAAUAGCGAUACGUACCAUAUGUGGACGAUGAUCGGGACGUACAACUACAUGCUCUACACGAACGAUGCAGCCUUUGUGCAGAAGAAUUGGGCGAGGUACAAGAGAGCUAUGGAGUAUGUUUAUGCUAAAGUCGAGGUGGACGGAUCUGGUUUGUUCAAUCAGACGGGCACGAGGGACUGGGCGCGCUGGCAGACUGGCUUCAACAACACCGAAGCGAAUGUCAUUUUAUAUCAUACACUGCAGACCGGUGCGAAGCUCGCAACAUGGCUCAACGACACCGCGAUGACCAACGGCACUAGGCUGCAGGAUUUAUGGACAUUACGCGCCACGUGUCUUCAAUCAGCAAUCCUUACCCACACCUUCGACACCGCGUACGGCGCAUUUCGCGACAACGCUACACUCACCACUCUCCACCCCCAAGACGCAAACAGCAUGGCCCUCCUCUUCGGCCUCGUCUCUCCUUCCUCCGCCCAGGCCCAAUCCAUCUCCACCGCGUUAACAAAAAACUGGACGCCCAUCGGCGCCGAAACACCAGAACUCCCCGGCAACAUAUCCCCCUUCAUCUCCUCGUUUGAGAUCCAGAGCCACUUCACCGUCGAGCAGAUUGAGAGAAUGAGGUGGCUCAUCAUCAAGUACAAUCUACGUUAUGCAUACGACGAGCUGUACAGCGGUUCUGCCGUAACACUUCCAGUCAAUCGAUUGAGAAAAACAGAGGCAAAGACUAUACAUAACCCAGCAUGA
Messenger RNA from Alternaria postmessia, 1221 nucleotides. RefSeq lists its product as uncharacterized. The record is from RefSeq and is a predicted model, not a curated record. Gene Ontology annotation, biological process: carbohydrate metabolic process. The coding region runs from base 1 to 1221 and encodes 406 amino acids. Lineage: Eukaryota; Fungi; Ascomycota; Dothideomycetes; Pleosporales; Pleosporaceae. The transcript is spliced from 2 exons.